Caenorhabditis sp. 36 PRJEB53466 is the source of this 315-nucleotide messenger RNA. The record is from the annotation of a GenBank genome assembly. Lineage: Eukaryota; Metazoa; Nematoda; Chromadorea; Rhabditida; Rhabditidae.
AUGACGGAACGAAUGCGGAAAAAGGGUAAGGUUUAAUAGAAUAGAAAUCGAUUAUUUUUUUUGAAACGUUUAGCGCAAAUGUUGCUGAAAACUGGAAAGUUUAGCGAAGCAAUCGACUUGUACAACGAGGCGGCGCACGAAUUGCAGAGAAAUGGAAAACUCGAGGAGGCGAUUGAAGUAUCUCAAAAAGGUACGGUUUCUUCGAACGACAGGUGUCGUGUAAACGCAAAGUUCAAGCUGUUCGAAUUCUCAACGAGUUUUGCGCUAAAAAACGAGGAAGACGAUGAGAAGUACACGACGGGCGGAGUUUUCUAA